AUGUUAGUACCUCCUGCAAAUUUUGGUAUCGCUGAAGAAGGCAUUUAUAGAUGUGCUAAAGUUGAAACAUUAAAUCUUUCAUUUCUGGAAACAUUAAAUUUAAAGACAGUGUUAUUCAUCGGCGGUCAAGAACCUUCUAAGUAUUUUAAAGAGUUUUUCAAGAAUUCUAAUAUAUGUUGGCAUUCUAUAAGAAAUAUCGAUUUCUCACCACCCCAAGAAGUUGUUGAUAUUUACAAACAAUCUGGUGACACUAUCAACCCAGAAUCAAAUCCAGGACCUUCUAACAGCAAUGAUUCUUUAGUUCAAGCUUUAGAUGCUUCAAAAGAUAAUAAUCAUAAAAAGGCAACUAAUAUUACAAACAAUAAUGAUAACCAAAAUUCAAAAGACAAUGAAAUAAAGGAUAAUGAGACUAGUGAAUUAAUAACAGAAGAUUCAGAUAGUAAAUCUAAAUCUCGAUACAGAAAGUACGUUUUGAAUGAUAAUGAUGAAUCAAUGAUAAUUAAGGCCAUAUGUUUAAAGAAAACUUUUGAGUAUUUGAUGAAUAUUGAUCACCAUAACAUUUUGUUGGUCGAUAGAACAAAUAUUGUAGUCGGGAUAUUAAGAAAAUUACAAAAGUGGAAUAUAGCUUCCAUAUUGAAUGAAUAUAGACUAUUUGCAGGUAAAAAUGGUAACUAUUUUGCCGAAACUUUCUUAGAUAUUAUUAAACUUUCUAUUAAACAAGAUAUUGACAAAAUAAAAAAAACAACAUCAAUUAAUCAAAUACAGAUGAAGCAAACUGAGAAAAAAUUUGACAAGAAAGAUAAGAACGAUAAGGGUGGUAAAAAUACCAAAAAGAAAGUGCAUAGUGGAUCCAAUAAGAACAAGUCGAAAGUGGAACUUGUCAAUGAAGAUGACCUUUUAAAAGCUCCCAGCGUUCCUAGUAGAAUUCUUAAAUUGAUUGGAGAUGUUGAAGUUGAAACUCAAAGUAGAAUGAAGUCUGUUCAAGAGGAGGAAAACGAGACUAACUCUAAAAAUGAUAACAAAAGUCAUGGUAUAUUUGGAAAUGAAUAUAGACUAGCCUUUAACAAAAGAGAACUUGGAGAAUACGAAUAUUAUAAAACAUCUCAGAAAGAAUUAACAACGAAAAAGACUAAAGAGAAAAAAAUAGACGACGAAAAAAUAGACGAACCAACAAACAAACAAUUGACAUCGAAGAGUGAAGACAAUACCGUGAUAAUCCAAGUUCCUGUCGAAUCCAAACUACCGUCAUGGUUUAUAUACCAACGAAACCUAUGGGAACAAACAAAUGUGAUAGAGGAACACAAUUUCUACGCUGAAAACAUCUUCUCAUAG
Messenger RNA from Tetrapisispora phaffii CBS 4417, 1332 nucleotides. RefSeq names its product Oca4p (gene OCA4). Bases 1 to 1332 code for a protein of 443 amino acids. The transcript has a single exon. Gene Ontology annotation, molecular function: phosphatase activity. Lineage: Eukaryota; Fungi; Ascomycota; Saccharomycetes; Saccharomycetales; Saccharomycetaceae. The record is from RefSeq and is a predicted model, not a curated record.